Molecule: messenger RNA, 858 nt
Organism: Thermothelomyces thermophilus ATCC 42464
Lineage: Eukaryota; Fungi; Ascomycota; Sordariomycetes; Sordariales; Chaetomiaceae
Exons: 2
Coding region: 161-682 (173 amino acids)
Biological process (GO): protein lipoylation; glycine decarboxylation via glycine cleavage system
Cellular component (GO): mitochondrion; glycine cleavage complex; cytoplasm
Source: RefSeq, a predicted model, not a curated record
GUUGGCAGUCAACAUUUCAAUUACUGGCCGGCGAUUGCCGGGCGCUCGGGGCAGAUCUUUGCGCCUCGACAAUCGGCGGCGUCAUUCGAUUUCACUGCCCUAAUCCCGCGUCAAGCAUCUGUAGCUACCACUCUCCCAGCAACCUCCCACAUCUUCUGCAAUGGCUUCAAUUGCUCGGUGCUUGAGGGUCGCCCGGCCCACGGCUUUCUCUGCCGUUGUCAGGAGCUCGGUUUCCCGCGGCGUCGCCGCCCGCUCCUUUUCCGUCACCGCUUCGAAUGCCUUAAGGAGAUAUACCAAGGAACACGAGUGGAUCGAUAUCUCUGCCGACAAGAAGACGGGCGUCGUGGGCAUCAGCGAGUAUGCCGCCAAGCAGCUGGGCGAUAUCGUCUACGUUGAGCUGCCCGAAGAGGGCAAGGAGGUAGGGGCUGGCGACGCCAUUGGCGCCGUCGAGUCCGUGAAGAGCGCUGCCGACAUCAACGCCCCGGUUUCCUGCAAAAUCACGCAGGUCAACCUGGUGCUGGAGGAGAAGCCGGGCACCAUCAAUCAGGUUGCCGAGGACGACUCGCACGGCGGCGGCUGGAUUGCCAAGGUCCAGCUCACCGAGCAAGGGUUGAAAGAGUUUGAAGAGUUGCUGGAUGAUGCUGAGUACGAGAAGUUCACCGCCGAAGAGGGUCAUCACUGAAGGGUCCCCUCCCGGCAGUUGUGGAUUACGGUGGGCAAGGCUGGGAAGGGCAGGGCGUUGAAAGCGCUGGGGUCAUGGUUUUCUCGGACAGUUCAACCUGAUAGACGCAGGGGCCUAAAAAGGAUUUGUACAAACAUGGCCACUGGGGCAACCGGGAUUCGGUUUCGAGCAUUUCA